AGAGCUCGAAUCAGACAAGUUGCUAAUUCGUACGAGCCCAGAACGAGAUCUUUUUCUGGGUCUCCUUGAACAAACCACACUCACGUGUGUCGGGAUCUAUAUCAAGCUUCCUUAGCCAUGGGGUUUGAUCCCGAGAACCAAUCGAUUUAUUCCGUUGGACAGGUUGGUGAUUCUUCUUCAGGUGAGAUUAAUGCUCAAAAGGAACCUUUGAUUAAAGAGAACCACAGCCCAGAAAAUUACUCUGUUCUUGCAGCCAUUCCACCGUUUCUUUUUCCAGCUCUUGGAGCGUUGCUUUUUGGUUAUGAAAUUGGUGCAACAUCUUGUGCUAUCAUGUCUAUUAAGUCGCCUUCUUUAAGUGGAAUUACAUGGUACGACUUGUCUUCAGUCGAUGUUGGUAUACUUACCAGUGGCUCACUGUAUGGUGCCUUAAUUGGCUCCAUUGUUGCAUUUAGUGUUGCCGACAUUAUAGGAAGGAGAAAGGAGCUGAUUUUGGCUGCAUUCUUUUAUCUUGUUGGAGCCAUUGUGACUGUAGUAGCACCUGUCUUUUCCAUACUGAUAAUUGGACGACUUACUUAUGGCUUGGGGAUUGGACUGACCAUGCACGCGGCUCCAAUGUACAUUGCGGAGACUGCUCCAAGUCAAAUACGUGGACGGAUGAUAUCGCUAAAGGAAUUCUCCACUGUCCUUGGAAUGGUUGGAGGUUAUGGAAUCGGUAGCCUUUGGGUUACGGUUAUUUCUGGUUGGCGUUACAUGUACGCAACAAUUCUCCCUUUGCCAGUUAUUAUGGGAAUUGGAAUGUGUUGGCUACCAGCAUCUCCGAGGUGGCUUUUAUUGCGCGCUCUCCAGGGAAAAGGGAAUGUGGAGAAUCUUCAACAGGCUGCAACUAGGUCUCUUCGUCGCCUUAGAGGGUCUGUCAUUGCUGACUCAGCUGCUGAACAAGUAAACGAGAUCUUGGCUGAACUUUCCUUUGUGGGUGAGGACAAAGAUGCUACGUUUGGUGAAUUAUUUCGAGGCAAAUGCUUGAAAGCUCUCACUAUAGCAGGAGGGUUGGUCUUGUUCCAACAGAUUACUGGGCAACCAAGUGUACUUUAUUAUGCACCAUCAAUACUACAGACUGCCGGGUUUUCUGCUGCAGCUGAUGCAACUCGGAUUUCAAUUCUGCUCGGUCUAUUGAAGUUGGUUAUGACAGGAGUUUCUGUGAUAGUUAUUGACAGAGCUGGAAGGAGACCUUUACUUCUUGGUGGUGUUAGUGGCAUGGUGAUCUCAUUGUUCCUCCUGGGGUCCUACUACAUCUUUUAUAAAACUGUACCAGCUGUUGCUGUAGCUGCAUUGCUACUGUAUGUAGGCUGUUACCAGCUAUCCUUUGGCCCUAUUGGUUGGCUGAUGAUUUCAGAGAUAUUUCCCUUAAAAUUAAGAGGUCGAGGAAUCAGUCUAGCAGUUCUUGUGAAUUUCGGAGCAAACGCACUCGUGACAUUCGCUUUCUCACCUCUAAAGGAGCUGUUAGGAGCUGGAAUCUUGUUCUUUGCAUUUGGAGUGAUAUGUGUAGUGUCUCUCUUCUUCAUAUACUACAUAGUGCCAGAGACAAAGGGUCUCACUCUUGAAGAAAUUGAAGCCAAAUGUCUCUAAAAGGUUUCUCAUCUUAGCUCCACUUUCUCUGCUGCUUCAUUGCUUGAGGAUCUGAAUCGCAAACGCACCAGCCGCAGGUGGAGUCAGCCAUUUACCGCGGAAUUGUCACUGUUUGGAUAACUUUUAAAGAAUGGUUGCAUCUCGCUGCAAAAUUUGGUGCGUUGGACAAGUUUGCUUAAUUUGUAUUUUAAAAUGUAAGAAGAUACGCGUUCAAAAUUUUGUGAAUGUAUGAAAAUAAUGUGAGAUUCAAAAU
Arabidopsis arenosa is the source of this 1879-nucleotide messenger RNA. The record is from the annotation of a GenBank genome assembly. Lineage: Eukaryota; Viridiplantae; Streptophyta; Magnoliopsida; Brassicales; Brassicaceae.